AUGUUUCCCAUGAUUCAGGAGAGAAUCAACGCGUUGGUAGCACCAUUUUCUGGCCUCCUUUUCAAGAGUAAAUCCAACCAGGUGACUCUCCUCGCUGGUGGUGGUGCCUUCCGGAACAUCAAGAUCUUCAUUGACAAUGUUGAACCCAAUCGCACCGUCUCUGAACAUGAAGGAGUAAAUGUGAUUGCUGGAACAGUCAUCGGUACAGUCAGCCGGUCCAGAACCUGCGGACCGUUUAACUACAUUCACAUGUCCAUGAAGAAGUCUGAGCCAAAUCGCCUUGUGUCCAUUCUGGACGGUGCUCUUGACGACGAUCCGUCAGCCGCUGAUCUGGCCGCCAAGGAAGGGUAUGUGGACCCCAGCAGCUACUUGGCCAAGAGACCGUUGACGUUGCCCAAGUGGACUCAAGUUUGUGACGAUUACAAGCUGGUGUGGUUGGGUAAGACACUUAAGGAAGGUAGCCUACUUGGAGGUGACGGAAAGGAUGGGGAAACAAUGGACACCAGCCCAGAGCGCAAACCUCCCCCUGACACUAACACCGACAGACCUGAUCCCAGCAGGAGACCUCCCGAGCGGACAUCCUCUCUUAAUCAAGCAUUGUCGGAAGGUAAAAAAGAACAGACUGAGGAAUCACUUAGUCUCCCCAAACCAACAAUUGGCUCAGGAUCUCCCUUCAAGAACUUCACAUUAAGAAACUUGAAGAUUGGAGCCAUCCUGGCAUUUGCCCGUCGGCUUGGACUGGAGAAGACUGCAGAUGACUUGCUGACCGUCCUCGAGACGAUUGUUAAACUUGUGAGUGACAAGCCGUGUGUUCUGCCCGAGUCUUUGUCCAAUGAUAUGCUGAGAAUUGAGCUCCAGCAACACGGACUGAGUUCACAAGGAGACAGGAAAACUUUACUCCAGCGGUACAAACAGCCCGAGGAUCGUUGUCCCCUGCUUCAAGUCUCCUUGCCCAAGAAUGUGUACUGUAAGAUUGAUCCAAGCUGCCUAGGCGUCGAGUGCUGUAUGAAUGUCAAACUCUUCAUGGUGUCUCUGGCCUUUAAGGCAUUUAUGCGUUUUGACCCAUGCGAAUUCCAGUUUGUCCUCGGAGUCAACUCGUGGAACUAUACCAUCCAAAUCCUGGAAGCUGAAUUUGGUGAAGAAUUAGAUGUGCCUGUGCCGUUCGACAUCCCAUUUGUCGAUGAUAUGGAAUUGCACUUGAGGUUCAAGAUUGAAAAGAGUAGGACACAACUACUGGUCAGCAUGUCAGUUGGUUUCUGCCCGAAGACUGGUGAUGCAGACUGUUUCUCAUUCAUCCACGUAUUGACAGAUUCAGCCAUCCCCUUACCCAUCUGUCACCCAAACGGAACCAUCACUUGGCCGAAUAUUGAUCUUGAGGAGUACUUCUCCCGUGCUGCCCUGAAGAAGAUACUCAAACAGACUGGAGCAGAGGCACUGCAGGCAGGCGCUGAAGCCGCCCUGCGCUACGUCCUGGACGAGCUUGGCAUACCAAAGGAGUUUUUGAGUGACAAAAAUCCAUGUCAAACACCUUCGAGUUUGACUGAGUCCCAGCUUACUGAUACACUGGAAAGCAGACAACUUGCAACCACAGGUACCAGGAUGGAACUGGAGGCCAGGCUCUCUGAAGAUGACAGAACAUGUCGGUACCUCACCUUGCCAAUGUUCUCCCCGGAACUGGCUAAGGUGGCCUACUGCUCCCUGAGCGAAAGCUGUCUCCGUCUUGACUGCUGCCUGGAGCUCAACCUCCAGAAGAUAAAAUUCCGCCGAUCGAUCAACGCCUUCGUGGAGGUCAACGCCUGCGACUUCACCUUUGUUGUCGCCUUUCAGCACCUCAAAUAUAAGAAAUUACUACUGAGUUAUGAUUGGGGACAACCACAGCAGCAAAACAUUGGUGUGAUUGCCUUGAAAUAUUCCAUUGACAAAGUGGAUGCUGAAAAGGUGUUUAGGAUUGACUUUGGGGCAUCUGUCUGUCCGAGUGGCGAGGAUUGCAUCUUUGAUUUAGACAUCAUUCAGGACUACAGGGUGCCCAUUCCUGUCUGCAACUCCAACUUCUCAUUCUCCCUUCCAGGAGGCAAUAACUUGAGUGAGUUUGUGGCUGCAGUUGGUCGGAAUGCUGGUCAGCAGGCGGUAAACAUCUUGCUAGAGUACAUUGGCCUGAAGGAUAAGAUUUAUGACGAACCUUGCAACACUACAGCCCUGGUUGCAGGUGAAGAAGUUUGCACUAACGUCAGUCUACCAUCAGUGUCGACCGGAUUGACCUGUGAGCUGUCACGAGAAUGCCUUGGCAUCCGAUGCUGUGUUGAACUUGAUCUGCAAGUCACCAUACUGUCGGUCAAUGCGUGGCUGAUUCUAGACCCAUGCAAGUUCACGUUGUCUGUUGGGCUUGGAAAGUGGUCCUUGAUGUUCACCAUAUUUGACUACCACUGGGGUACCCAGGAGCAGCUCAAGAUUGGGAAAGCCUUGACCCUCAUCUACACCAUUGACAAGCUGACUGAGGACAAGGUGUUUGUGCUAGAUCUAGCCCUGUCCCUCUGCCUGCCAGAUACAGAGUGUAACACGCCCUCUAUUGACAUACUCAGGAAAACCCUAGUGCCGAUUCCACUUUGCAAUGAGAAUGCUACGUACACUCUUCCAGGGGAUGGGACUGUUAAAGGCUUCUUGGAGAAGGUUGGCCAAAAUGCAGCGGAUUCGGCCGUAGAUGCCAUUCUGAGACAUCUGGGGCUUUCUGAAUACAUCAGUAGGGAGUCAUGCAUACGUCCACAAGUCACGCAGAAUGGUUGGCAGAGACUUUGUCCACGAGAUGUCAGACUCCCUCACCUCCCCAGAAACCUCAUCUGCACCCUUCAUGAGAAGUGUCUGGGGCUUGAUUGCUGUCUGGAGCUUCCAAUCCAAGGUAUCGCUCCCAUCAGCACUCAGGUCUCCUUCAUCUUUGAUCCUUGUACCUAUCAACUCUCUGUGGGUCUUGGCAGCUGGCAGCAGGAUUUGGAAAUGUUGUCUUAUCCUUGGGGUCGGCAGGAAGAGGUCAACGUAGGGAACGCUGUCGCGAUACGUGUGAACAUUGACAAGUUAGAUGCGGAGGAGUCCUUUCAGAUCAAUCUGGAUAUCUCUUUCUGUUUGGAUGAUGAUUGUUCAACCACACCGGUGCUCAGCAAUGCGUUGGUCCCCAUCCCGUUCUGUAAUCUCAACGCCUCCUUUGAGCUGCCAGGAGAUGGUAGCUUUGCGGGAUUUGCCCAGGAUCUUGCUGGAAACGUCGGGGAGUUGGCUGUCCAGGCUGGCCUUCGAAAACUUGGAAUCCAGCAAUAUAUUGACAACCAGCAGUGUGACAUGGAGGUACUUGCACCAAGUGAAAACAAAUGUCCACUUCUGAGGUUGCCAUCUCCGACCAGCUUCCUGACCUGCACAGUGGAUGACCGAUGCCUUGGCCUGACAUGCUGUGCCUCCCUAGACCUGAUCUUCACUCAGUUGUCCACUACCACUUGGGCUCUUCUAGACCCCUGCGAAUUGAAACUGUCUGUUGGGCUGGGGUCGUGGUCAAAGAAUGUCACAAUCUUUGAAUACGACUGGGGAGUGGAUAAGGCGCUUGAUGUCAGUGAUUCCGUGCACAUAGCGUAUAACGUUGACAAGUUGAAGGCACAGAAGGAGUUCUUGAUAGACCUGUCUGUAAUCCUGUGUAUAGACGGCAGUUGCAGACCCAUUCACCUGCUCCAGGCAGCCCACGUAUUCAUUCCGAUCUGCAACCCUAAUGCCACUCUCACCUUGCCUGGGAAUGGCACUGUCUCUGGCUACCUGGAGAGCAUAGGGGGCCAGGUCACAGACGCAGCAGUGGAUUUGGUACUAGAUUAUCUGGGACUGAAGAGUUUCCUGUCCAGAGACGCUUGUAAUUUGCCCCCAGCGCAGGAAGCUGGCAAUGAAAGUUGUCCAGUUCAGAUUCCCAACAACAUUCCCAGCUUGUCAUGUAGUAUCGGCAACCGUUGUACAAGUCUUCACUGCUGUCUAACGCUGGAUCUCAAACUAACUCAGAUCAGCACCAAGACCUGGUUUAUUAUCGACCCAUGUGACUACAAGAUGUCUGUCGGACUGGAGAAGUGGUUCUUCAACGCGUCACUGUUUUCCUACGAGUGGGGAGUGAUGGAACAUUUCGUGAUCGGAAAUGCUCUGAGUGUUAUGUUUUCCAUCGACAAGUUGGAUGCCACGAAGGAAUACGAAGUGGAUUUUGCCUUCUCCCUCCUCAUCGACGGUGUUACCAGAGUCUUUCCCAUCAUGACAGACCAGAGAAUCCCAAUGCCCAUCUGCAAUGCCAACUCCUCCCUGGCCUUGCCUGGUGACGGCACGGUGAGAGGUUUCCUGCAGGAGCUGGGAGACAAUGUUGGACAGGCAGCCAUCCAGCUGGUCCUCCGACGACUCAACUUACAGGAUAUUAUAAUUGGAAGAACAUGCCAGUUGGCUUCAGAGACAAACACCCACUGCCCGACGAUUUCCUUGCCAUUCCUUGAGAACAUCGUCCAGUGCUCCAUCGACGACCGUUGCCUAGGCAUCCAAUGCUGCAUCCAUCUAGACUUCAUCGUAACAGAACUCAUGCUGACAACAAGGAUCCAAGUGGACCCGUGCAACUACCAGCUUUAUGUGGCUUUUGAGAGUUGGGAGCUUAAUGCCACGCUCUUCAGCUACACUUGGGGAAACGUGGAAACUCUGAACAUUGGCAAUGCUGUAUUGCUGAAGUAUUCUAUUGACAAGCUGACAGCAAAAGAAGUCUUCUCUGUGACCCUUAACAUCGUGCUGUGCAUUGAUGAUACCUGCACCACAACUCCGGUACUGGAUCACGUCUGGGUUCCCAUACCUCUGUGCAACACCAACGUCAGCUCAUUCACCUUGCCCGGUGAUGGAACAGUGGAGGGAUUUAUACAAGAACUGGGUGGUCGCAUUGGAGACUCUGCCAUUGGCCUUGUAAUGGAGAAAUUUGGCCUGAGUCAAUAUCUACAGAGUGAACAGUGUGAUAGAGGAACACCAGGCUCUUUAAAAAGUGGCUGUCCAGGAGUCGAUGUAACCCAGCUUCCCGACUUCCUAUCGUGCACCCUCACCGAUUCCUGCCUGGGCAUCCGAUGCUGUCUGGAGAUGGACUUCAAGAUAACUACUCGCAGCAUCAAUACCUGGGUCAUACUGGAUCCCUGCAACUACAGCCUGUCAGUUGGUUUUGAGAAGUGGGAACGAAGCGUCACCUUGUUUCAUUAUCCUUUGGGAGAUACCAUUAAGGAGGUUGUGAAUGACGUUCUGAAAAUAAGAUGGCGCGUGGCCAAGAUCAUUGAAGACAAGCAGUUUGAAGUAGACCUCUCCUUAGUCUUCUGUGUAGAUGGAGCCUGUGACACUCUCACCGUGUUUUCAGCCAGUCGUCUUCCAAUACCACUGUGCAACACUGAAGAUUCAUUUACUCUGCCUGGUGAUGGCACUGUAUCAGGCUUCCUGGCUUACCUUGGAGGUAAUAUUGGCCAGUUUGCCAUAGACGCUGCCUUACGCCAUCUAAACAUGACCGGCUUCCUCACAGGAAUGGCGUGCUCCCGUCACAGACGAGAUGUCUGUGCCAGUUCUGCUAGUUUUCUUGGCAACUGCUCCCUGAUUGGUGAAACCUGCACGGAGCUGCGAUGCUGCCUGGACCUGGACCUAAAGAUAGCAGAUGUUUCAGCAACGACGUGGUUCAAGUUUGACCCCUGCGACUUCACCUUCACGUUGGGCCUGGAGAAGUGGUCCUUCCAUGGCUCUGUCUUCAGCUAUCAGUGGGGAGACGAGAGAACCGUUUCAAUUACUUCAGGAAUUAACUUGAGGUACUCUAUUGACAAGCGGAAUGACUCCAAAGAAUUUGAGAUGAAUAUGACUCUUGAAUACUGCAUCGAUGGGCUGUGCAGUAACAUUGACCUGCAGCAUAACAUACCCAUCCCCGUGUGCAACCCAGGCUUCAGCAACUACAGCAUUUCUGCUGAUGGUUUCAUAGAAACACUGUCAGGACAAGUCAUCCAGGGAGCGUCGCUGGCGCUGUUAUCACGACUCGGAAUCAACCCAGAGUUUUUCAGCAGUCAACCAUGUGUUAACCCCAGAGGACCCCAGUCCUAUGGCAAUUGUCCCAGCAUGCAGCUUCCCGGCACCUUAGCCACCUUGGCCCACUGCAGUAUCAUCAACAGUUGCUUUGGUGUACGGUGCUGCCUGGAUGUGAGCCUUGGACCACUGAAUCAUGCAUUCAGUACCUCUAUGGUGAUCAACCCUUGCCUGGGCAAGCUGACUCUAGAGUUCGGCAAUUGGCAGCACAGCAAAUCCCUCUCACAGCUCGAUUUUGACAUCAGUCAUCAGAUUGUCAUUGGAAACUUUGUCAAACUUCGAUACUCUCUGGGGCUAGCAAACGGAGAAAUAUCAGUCAGCCUGUCUUUGGAAGCGUGCAUCGAUGGAAAUUGCACUGGAGAAAUCCGGAUCUUGGAUGACGCAGUAUCCCCUCUUCCCAUGUGCUACCCUAAUGGGACCCUCUCCUGGAAUACUUUACCACGAAUAACUUCAAUCUCUCAGCUGGGAAGCUUGGAUGCUGGAUUUCAGACUGUGGCUCAGGCCCUUGGCUUACCAUCUCUUCUAAUCUCAGCCUUACCGUGCCCUCCUGUAUUCCAACCAAGACAGUCUGAAGAAUGUCCACAUCUUCCCUCUCUGCCUACCCUUCAGUCGGGAGGUGUAUGUCACUAUUCAGAUGCCUGCCUAGGGGUGGAGUGCUGUCUGUUAGCAGACCUUGGUGUCACUAGUCGAACCUUGAGGGCAUGGCUGACUGUUGACCCCUGUGAUUUCAAGCUGAGUGUGGGGUUUGAAAACUGGAGUUACAAUGUCACCCUUCUCAGUUACGCGUGGGGCCAGGUGGCAGGAGAAAGGCUGAGUGAUGCUGUCUUGCUCACUUUCAUCGUCGAUAAGACCGCUGACAAUCGCAACUUUCUCCUCUCCCUCUCCAUCCAUCUCUGCAUUGCAGGAGUCUGUGCUCCAGACAUAGUCGUUCUCCAGGACUUCAUGGCACCCAUACCAUUCUGCAAUCAAAACCGGACGUUGGAGUGGGCUCAGGAUUUGGGUGAUGUUCGAGAUUUGGCAAGUGGUCUAGUGGUGAACCGUCUUGGUGUCAGUGCUGAUGUGCUCUUACCACAGGAAUGCACUGGUCCACCGGAGCAGAUCACACCAAGAAACACAGGAAGUUGCAGUUCCCUUUCUCUACCAUCAUCCGUUGCGUCGUACUGCUCCCUGGAUCAGUCAUGUCUUGGGGUCAGCUGCUGCUUGAACUUUGACCUGGGCAUUGUCCAGAGGUCAUUUUCCCUCUGGGCGAAGCUAGACCCCUGUGCUCAGACUUUCUCGUUUGGAUUUGAGAAGUGGAGUCAUGAAGAGGUGCUAGGCAUUCAACUACUUCAGACUCAUUCCUUUGAGAAAAAGCUUGGAGUUGUAAAAAUCAGGUACAAUAUAGAGCGCCCACACAGUUCUGUCUAUGAUGUGGAUUUGGACAUCAGUCUCUGUUGGCGGGAUACAUGUAAUGAUCCUACCGUCAUUCUCCAAGAUGCCAUGUUCUCAGGGUGUAGUGAUCAAGAUGGAGGCAGCAGCACAAGAAGGAGGAGAAGAAGUGUCGAGGAACUCGCCAGCGACUCUGCUGAGGGAACGGACAGCAUGGAAGACCUCACAGCUAACGCUGUAGACAAGGCCAGGGACUAUUUUAGGGCCAUUCUUCAGGGAGACGCCAAUUCGUAUUCAGCGGAGGACAACAUCAUGACAAAGCUUCAGCCGGAAAAGGCUGUCAAGCCAAGGGUUGCUGAUUCGGGCACGGAAAGCCGUCGCUCUAUGGCUCUUCUCAUCUUCGGCGAGGAAGAUGAAACUCGAGUUACAAGAAGAAGGAGAAGAGACCUCUCCGUCUCGUUGACUUCAGGGGGAGAGAGUUUGUUUGGUAUCAGUCUGGCACCUGGCGCUGACUCAGACACGUGGCAGGGAAAUAUCAUCAUCGGUGGAGGCUUAACACAGAAGGGUCUUGAUGCUCUCGGUCAGCGUAUCGCCAACAUGACCAUUGGGGAGUUGGAAGCAACGCUGGAUCUUCAGAACAUCGACCCUUUCAGUGUGGUUGAGCUGAUGAAAGAUCUACGUGCUCUCUUCAGGACCUUUAUUGAAGAGUUUAUUGACGUCGUCAUUAACGGCAAGGCAGGGGACGACUUUGCACAGUUUGAUGUCGUCUUAAGCGGGACAAUUCCCUUCCCCAGGAGGCAUGCCAAGUUGUUUCCCCCUCUUCGCUGGGGAAUACCAGUCGGUGGAUUUAUCUACCUGGAAUUCAGCAUUGAUGCUGGAGGUUUCUUUGAUAUGGAGAUUCCGGUGUCAGUCGCCCUUGUAUCCAUGAAAGCAACGGUACUGGAUGAAUUUUUCCUGCAGUUGUAUCUCGAUAAAUGUUUUUUGGUUGGCGCAUAUGUAAGAGGUAGUGUCUCCAUCGGGUUUGUCCUUCAUGGGGAGUUGGAACUGAUUGCCGAUGUGCUCCACACUAAGUUCCCGACAGUAACUGAAAUUCUGUUUUCCAAGUUCCCGCUGGAUGUUGGGGUAAAACUGGACAUUGAAAUGAUUCCCCUAAUAAUCCGUCUGCGAGCUAAGGUGAUACUGAAAAUCCCAUUCUUUGGGAGAAUAACCUUGUUUUCAGUGGAGCUGUGGCGUUAUCAGGCUCCAGCAAUACACAGAAACAUAUUUGAUAUUCACACCAGGCAACCAGAUAAAUCGCCACCAGAGAUUGAAGAGUACUCCACACCAGUGGGUGGGUUGACUAGGAAUAUUGUAGUCGGCAAGAAUGCCUGCGGUGUUGAACAAGUUCCUGGACUGGACUACACGGAGCCGGCCUUUCAGCUUGAGAUAGUAGCAUUCGAUGACAAGAGCUUGGUAACGUUCUUCUACCAGGUUGGGACAGCCCCUGGAGCCAGUGACGUGGUCUCCAAUACCGAGUUUGGAGGACCGUCGGCGAUCAUUACGCAAACUCUACUUGGAGGACGUCCUCUCCACUUCACUGUUUAUGCCGUGAACAACGGAGGUGGCUCCUCAACGGCAACCUGCAGCCUCCCGACCUUCGACAUCACCCUUCCGAAGGGCCGCAUCACGCCAGACUUCACCUUUACCAGCCACCCGCACGUACUGCGCGCCUCGGCCGUGGUGUACGACGACUCGGUCAUUUUGGUGCAAAAGGAAGGCGUUGGGUUUGGGCCUGAAAUCUGGGGUGAUCAAAUCGUACCGUGGCACACCAUCAAUAUUACAGAGAGGCAGCAGCUAGGUUAUUCAGUAAAUGACUUCCACUACUUCACUGCCGCGAAGAAAGGCCGCCUUAUCUCUAAGCCGACCUCAACCAUCAUCCACCGCAAUCCCAACUUCUGUGCACGGGACUGUUUGGCUCUCCCGGAGACCAAAUGCCUGAGUAUCAACUACAACUUUGAGGACUUCACCUGUGAACUGUUGGAGGAGAUUGAGGGUCAUGGGGUCGAAAUUCACGAGUCAGGACUUUUCUCUCACUUUGAGCGCCUCGGCGUCGGCCACGCCGUCGAGUCCAGUCACGAAUCGCUGCAACUCGUCCACAACCAUCUCUACUACUUCAAUAUAGAGCUCCUCAACUACGUUGGCUAUGAGAACAUCAUCUCAUCUGUCGGCAUCAUCGCAGACUUCACGCCUCCUGCGCCGGGGUUGAUCAUGAACGAGAUUAGGGACGAAGUGGUGCUUGAGCCGUGUGUGAAGUUCACUCCAGAGGAGUGGGAGAGACGAUGCAUUAAAGACACACCGCUGGACAACCAUCGCUAUAUCAUUGAUGGUCCUGGGUCUAUGACAGUUUUCAACGGCUACGAGGAACUAGUGGACAUGCUGUACACACGGAGCAAUACCUUCAUGGCAGCCAACUGGGAGGGUAUCCAUGACAAUGAGACCGGUAUCCAUGGCUACACCUGGUCCAUCGGCUAUGAUGUCUGCAGCGAUGACGUCAGUAUGCAUAUUGACCCUCACGCUCACCUGUUCGAUGAGUCGGAAUGGACCCAUCAGGGACUCGUUGUCAACGUCAAUCUUCCAGAUGGGGCCUAUUUCAUCACUGUGCGGGCUCUCAACAAGGUGAAGUUUGGUGGUCCUAUGGCACUCACUGUGUGUCACAGCAACCCUCUUGUUAUUGACAACACUCCACCCGUAAUUUACAGCAUUCACGACAUCACUUACAACUCGUCUAUUGGUAGAAUUGGCUUGCGAGUAAACGCAACCGAUCCUGAGUCCCAUUUGUUUGAGUAUCACCUAGCAGCAGGCAGGACUCCCAGGGACAAAUCGCUGCGCGAUUGGGAGGAUCACGCUGUGGUCGAAUGGCUUAUCAUGGACUUCAAGAUACCGCCUGGCAUACCUUGUUGGGUUAAAGUCAGAGCAGUUAACAACGUUGACCUGCGAACCAUAGACCAUGCUGACAGGCCAAUUCUAGUUGAUGAUUCUCCACCUAUUGCUGGAGACUUGUUCGAUGGACCGUACGCUGGACAAGACCUUGUAUUUACCAAGGACAAAAACAAGAUUUGUGCUAAUUGGUACAACUGGUAUGACCCCGAGUCUGGGAUCUUCUCCUACCUGUGGGGGGUUGGUACUCAACCAGGUCUCGUUAAUGUGGUAAACUUUGUCAAAGUGUCUCGUCAGGAGCAUGGUUCUUGCUCUGGCUAUGUGACCCUGCAGCACGGGGAGACGUAUUACUCCACACUCAUAGCCUUCCAUGGUGGAUAUGAUAAACUCAAUGUGACCGCUUCAUCCAAUGGAGUGACUGUGGACCUCACUCCGCCAAUUCAAGGAAAUGUGUAUGAUGGCCUGCUUCCUGGAUCUACAGAUCUGGACUUCUCCUCAAGACCGGCCACUGUGGAAGCUCAGUGGAAUGGAUUCUCUGAUCCAGACUCUGGUAUUAAAGACUACCAAGUGACAGUAUAUCGCAAGCAGGAUAGCAGCUUCAAUAGCACAAGUGACUUUGAGGUCAUCCAUGAGGCAGAGUCAGUAGGCAGUGCUACAUCCUCCAUUGAGUGGCACCAAUUCCAUCUCCAUCACAAGGAUCAGGUGUAUGUCAAACUACGCACUAUCAACCAGGCUUUCAAUCACAUUGAUACCCCUACCGAUGGCUUCUUGAUAGACCUUACCCCACCUGUGCUGCGGAAUCUGGGAGACGGGUUGGUAGUUGGAGAAGACCCAGAUUUCCAGUGGCAUUCUGACAGUCUAGCUGUUCAUUGGGACUACUUUGAUGAUGAAUCUGGCAUAGAGUCCUUUGAGUUGGCCAUCUAUGAGAUGAGACAGGGGAACAAGCACAAAAUCUUCCCAAGUGAUGGAAACCCGAACAGCUUUGAGUUGAUCUCUGAUAUCACAACCAGGUCUCAUGUUCAACAGGGUCUGACUCUGCGUCCUGGAGCUCUUUAUGUGACACGAGUCAAAGCCAAAAACCAAGCAAAACUAGUUGCCUCUCAUGAAACAAGUGGCGUCAAGGUUGAUCCCAGUCCCCCUGUGAUGAGAUUUGUCCGAAGCGGUAACCUGGAUGGGGAGGUUGAAGAAAUCUUUAGAGGUUACUUGUACCAGAACAGUCGUUCCUCCAUCCAAGCAUCCUGGCUAGCUGCAGAUGGACAGAGUGGCAUCAAGAGCUACUGGGUGGCAGUUGGAACAACACCAUAUUCCGAAGACGUCCAACCAUUCACCUCCAUGGGCUCCAAGAGCAGCGGUGUCUUGUCUAACCUGAAUCUCCAGCUCACAGACCCUUCCACCUGCAGCGAAGAGGCAUUUAUUGAGGGAUGCCGGCCGGUCUACUACGUGUGCGUCAAGAGUGAGAAUGGAGCGGGGGCUUUCAGUGACGUCAUCUGCGCCUCACCAAUCAGGGUGGUGGAUGAGGAUCAGACAGGCUAUGUAAAUGAUGGUUCGAGCUUCCAACAGGACACCGACGCGCAGCACGAAAGAACUACAGUCACCAUCAUGUUCGAUGACUUUGAGAGUCAGUUGCAUGGCAUAUCACGUUACGAAUGGGCCGUGGGUACGACCCCUGGAGGUGAGGACAUCCAACCUUUGACCUCUGAUGGCAUAGUGCCGGGCAUUGAUGUAGACGUGCAAGGAUUAGCAGGCAGUGGCAAGGCCCAGUCACCUCUGCCCCUCCAGCACGGUGUGACUUACUACAGCACGCUGCGAGCCAUCACGAACGGAGACAAAGUCUUAGAGUCCACGUCAAGUGGUUUCACAGUGGACAUUACUCCACCAGAGAUUGUGAUCACGGAUCUUGGAGAGUAUGACACACGUGUUGAUCUCAGCUUAGGUGGUGGAGUUAAUCUGUUCCAGUCAAACACAGACUCCUUUGAUGGCAUGUGGGAUGUUCAGGAAGGAGAGAGUGAUAUCAUUGCAACAUACUUCUCUAUGGGGCAGUACCCAGGGAGUGCUGAUGUCUUCCCCGUGACGUCAACGAAUAGAUCUUACAUUCCACCCACACUGAUCAGUCCUGCUGAAAUAGGGUUCCCUAACAUCUUAAGUGUGCAGGCAGUCAACAGUGUUGGACUGAGGAAGACUGUACAUGCUACCAUCAUGACUGUAGACAACACCCCACCUAGUGUUGGUCAGGUCCAGUGUCCUGCCGUCAUCCACGCUAAUGGUGCUAUCUUGUGUAGCUGGACUGAUUUCCUUGACGCCGAGUCCGCAAUUGAUCACUUUAGGUUUCUCGUUGGGACAGCCCGGGGUCUAGAAGAUGCAUAUGAAUCUAAGAAUCUACCUGGCUACUUCAUGCACUACAGUGUCAGAGAUCUGAAUCUCAUUCACAACAAAGUCUACUAUGUCACCGUGGAGGCCUUCAAUGCUGUCAAUCAAAGCACUAUGGCAUUCUCUGCACCUAUUGAGAUUGAUGAUACUCCCCCGUUAUAUGGCCUGGUGGUAGAGCUGCCUGGAGUACACACCUCCAAUAUCAGUAAUCCGGUGAGUAUACCAGAAUGGGACUGUACUAACGAGGAGGAAUGCUCACGCCUGGAUGGCGAGUGUCUGGAAUCACUCACUCAGCUGAGAAUCCUGUGGCACCCGUUCACUGACGAAGAAACACAGAUCGCCAAGUACGAGGUUGCCCUGGGAACCACACCAGGGGGAUCUCAGGUCAAAUCCUUCUACGAGGUAUCUAAGGAUCAGACAUCAGAACUCAUCACCAACAUCGACCUAAGUGAUAUCCGUGAGGUCUACGCCACAGUGAGGGGCUACAAUGAAGCCGGUCUAACCAGCACUGCAGUGUCCAAUGGCAUUUACAUCAGCCGGUUCAGUGCCGGCCUUCAACCACUCCGACCCUUCCAGGUCAAAGAUGGCGUUUCUGACAGCAAACUUGAUGACGUGGACUUCCAGACAUCACUGCGUGAAAUAAGUGCAGCGUGGGACUUCAGUGGAGACCCCUGUCCAUUUAAGAAGUAUGAGUGGGCCAUAUACAGAAUUGACGGCCAGCAGAUUCAGCCAUUCGCAGAUGUUUUAGAGCGAACUUCCGACACAAACACAGAUGUUGAAAUGACAGAUGGUGAGACGUACUACACCAUUGUACGGGCUACUAACGCCCUCGGCCUGGAGAUCACAGUCCGAUCCGAUGGUGUCACUGUGAAGCGAGACCCCUUAAUACCCGGCCAAGUGUAUGAUGGUCUUCUGGUGGGCUUUGAUCUCACCUACCAGAAAGAGACAGAUACCAUAUCAGCGAGCUGGAGGGGGUUUGGACAGGGAAUACCAGAAAAGGAAAUUGUUCAUCACACAGGAAAUGCUGAAGUUACCAAAGACCACCUCACAGAGCAAUCCGUUGACUACUAUGAGGCUGCAGUCGGCACUGACCGCCGCUACCCUAAGACCAGAGACAAUGUGGUGCCCUUCACCUUCGUCGGCUUGAACACAUCGGUCACUUUCACUAACCUGGACCUAACGGCACAAGCCUCAAUUUACUAUGUGACGGUGAGAGCACAUAGCGCCAGCUUUGCCACUGCUGAGGUGACAUCAACAGGGAUCAAUGUUGGUAUAGACAGCAAAGUACACGGAACUGAGGUAGAAGUACCCAAAUACGUGAACUCUGUCUCAGAGGUUGAGCUUAAGUGGGCUCAGUUUGAGUCCACGUUCCCCAUCCUCUUGUACUACGUCGGCCUGGGUGAACCCUCCCCAUCCUCCAUCCCACCUGAAGACAUGGACUGCCUGGAUAUGCUGUUGGGUACCAAGGAGGCCCUGACAACGUUCGACGUGAGGCAGAUGCACUUUGUCGGCAAAGACACCUACGUGGAGGUCCGAGGCUUGAAUCUGACGCAGGGAGGCUCCUACUUUGCAACUGCUGUGGGAAUGAACGAAGGGGGACAGUGUAACUCCUCUACCAGUUAUUUCUCUGUUGAUGUCACGCCUCCAGUCGAGGGUCGACUGCGAGUCGGACCUUUCUAUGACAUGCCUGUGGCGUACACCCACAGCACUGAGUCAGUGUCGGUGGUUUGGGAGGAUUACAGGGAUGAUGAGAGUGGAAUCAAGUUCUUCAACCUCCGCCUUGUGCAAGCUGCAUCUUGUGACAUCAGGGAUGACAACAACCUGUCACCAGUACCUGACCAUGACUGGCUGGUACUUGGCACUAACAUCAGUGAUUUUACAUUUGUGGACCUGAACCUACAGAGAAACCAACCUUACUUUGUUCAGUUGUCAGCGGUUAACCAUGCAGGAGACAACUUCCAAUCUCAACUGGGACCCAUCUUUGUCGACUCGUCGCAGCCCAAAGCCGGACUGGUAGUUGAUGGAACAGACUUCCAGAAGGACAUAACUGACAGCGGAGACAGAAGCCAAGUUUCUGGCACCAUCCUCCACUUGUCCAACCCAGAGGGUCCACCAUGUCCACUGAGAGAUGUUCCCUUCACUGAUCCACAGUGGUCAGCGAUGGACUUCAAGGGACUGUGGAAUGUGAAACGAGACGAAUGGGACUUGGAGUACCAGACACAGCAGGUGUUUACAUCGGACGAGAGUACGACACUGAAGAUGGAGCGGGACACAAGGGGGCGGCGUAUGCUGUCUGGCGCCUACAUCAUCAAUGCGCAGAUUGUCAGGAGUUCUGAAUAUGAGUUUGAUCUGAAGGCAGCACUACCUGACCUGCACAGCGUGACCAGCAUUCUCUUCUGGGAUGGCCCAGAUAGAACAAUCGGGGAGUUUGAAUUUAGUGGACGGGAGAAAUGGCGAGAAGGAAUCUGCCAGUGUUGCUUUCAACAACCCUUUAAUCAGUCUAUGUGUCCUCAGUGUGACUGUAAGCGCUUCUUGGGGGUACCCGAUUCAUUUGAUGACAACUCCACGCAUGUCAACGCCACCCCUCUGCCACCUGUAACAACCAGUAGCUUUGUAGCCACAAAGACAACGGAAGAGGCCGACUUAAGCAACGGAAAUGGUGCUCCGGUGACAACCAGGGGCCCUAGAGCCUGGACAGUCCGGAAACCAGACGCAGACGGGGACAGUGUAUCUGACGAUGAGAGUGGGCGAUGGAUUGCACAAAGAGCUUGUGGCUUCCAACUCUACCCAAAUGGCAGUGCAUCUCAAGCUGUACUAUGGUGUCGUUACUUUGGAGAUGGCUGGCCGAUGAUCUCAGAGCCUGUAGAUCUGGACUUUGAUCCAUCAGUGGAGGAGCGCCAUUACUCGGUUCACUUCAAAGUCAUGCCGUUUGAUGCACAAGAGGACGAAUGGUCGUUUGAAGUCUACGUUGAUGGUAAUCUACUCUCUUCACUGACUGGCCUACCAAUCAUGUCCUCAUCAACGAAACUCAUCCUUCAUGUCUUCAAUCGAGACAGCUACAUUGCGGAUCUGCAAGACCCCUUCAAUCCUCCGGCUGUCACAGCCAUAGUCAGGAACUUGAGGAUGCCUCCUGAGCAGAGCAAGCUGUGUCGCUACGGGGCACCAUUCAGGGCUGGCACUAGUCCCGUCUCCCGCUACUUUGCUGGUGUCGGCUCGGUAGCAGGAGCCACAGAUAUCGUGCCGUUCAGGGAGAUCGCAAGGCCCUGUGUUCCUUGCAUCAACCCCUGUGAUCGUUACCAGUGUGAUCCCUCGUGUUCCCUUGAUGCCGUUCCCAUCACAUUCACUCUCACCAACCUGUCUCUGGCUAGACUGGAUCCUUUGAAUGGAACUCUAAAAAGCGAUGGAAAUGCAACGACGCAAGCUUCACAAGAUAACGAGGGACCACUCCCGUUUUUUGUGAUAGUGAAAUCUUUCCUUGGAAAUGGAAAAUCAGUUUUAGCAUCCUCCAAUGGUUUCUACAUUGAUGACACCCCACCAGAAUUAGAGGUGUUCUUCUAUGUAGACGUCAACGUCAACCAGUAUGAACCGACGUCCUUCCAGUCCUCGGAAUCUACCAUUAGUGUUCUCUGGAGCUUCAUUGAUACAGAGAGCAUGAUCAAGGAGCAAUACUGGGCCGUAGGAACCUCCAGAGGGGCCACAGACCUGCAAGACUUUGUCAACGUUGGGUUGAACCAGACAGCUACCAAUAGAGAUCUAAUGGGAUCACUGCACCACAACACCACGUACUUUGUAACCCUUAAGGCUGUCAAUGGAGCUGGCUUGGAAACGAUUGUAAAAUGUGAUGGUGUUACUGUCCUACUGGAAGAACCCACUGCGGAUGAUGUCAACACCACCUCAAUGUUCAGCCAGCAGUUUGAGGAGGAGGUUUACCCACCUGAUGUAGAGAAAAGUGACGACCCAACAAAGACGGGGACAUCCUGGUCCAAACCAAAGGAUGAAUCCAUCGUUCGUUAUGAGUACUGUGUGAGCAGUUCAGCGGAGCUCCUGGAUGACGUUGUUCCCUGCAUGGUGGUUGGCGCGAAUGCCUCAGGCUCUGUGGUCAUCGAGAAUGGAACGAUCGUUGUCAGAGCCGGUGACAAGGAGGAGCGGUUUAACAUCACCGACUUCAGGGCACCCACGGAUGCCACUCAGGCAGAGAUGAUUAAACACACUGGAAAGUUCAACAUGGAGCCUGGAAAGUGUCUACAUUCCUGGAUGAGGAUGUGUAACCAAGCUAUGCUGUGUGUGACCCUUUCCGCGGGAACUACCACAGUAUUGGGAGACAGCGAUACGAUGGUGACGUCAACUGAUGGUUCCGACCUUGUCCUGACGUCAUCGACAAGUCAGAGGAGAAGGAAGCGGUCGACGGGUAAUCACUUUGAAGUUACCUUGGCUACGUCAGAAGGUUUGCACCAGGGUGGUUCACUCAUCCUUGGCCUGCUGGAUGCGAACCGAACCAUCCAGGAGUUUACAUCAGAUGCUUCCCCUGAUUAUAAACCUUACAUCACCAAUCCCCUGUCCACCAUGGAGUACACGUCAAGACUGCUCAAGCAAAGGAUACGUUUUGUGUAUGAACCAACAUUCUACGUUGCCAGUCUUGGGCAGACUGAGCUCCGAGGACCAAUGACGAUUACUAUCACUCUUGGCACACCGGGAAACUGGACAGAGGCAAAGCCAAGACUUAUCUACUGGGACACAGAUCGCUUUAAAUGGCGUGAUGCAGCGAAGACCUGUAGUGAUGUGGAUCGCAUUACUUACCUUGAAGACGGGAACCAGGUUAUCGUGGAGGUUUGCUCUACCCGGGCUCCAGCCUCUACGCCCUCAGCAGCUGGUCGCAAGCGGCGGGCCGUGCAAGAGGAACCUAUGCUGACAAGUCCCAGCUACUUCAGCCAUGAGACCCAUUUUGCCUUGGCUUUGGUUCUUGAUGCCGUCCCUAACGACCCUCCUAUAAUCACAAACCCUACUGAGAUCAUGUUCAUGGAAGAGGACGAAGGUACUUUGGAGUACACACUUCAGGCCAGUGAUGCUGAAGAUGACAUGUUAUUCUUUGAGCUUGGUAGCAAUGAGGACUUGCAAGGCACCGCAACAAUCACUGAGGAUGGAGAAUUCAGUUUUACGCCUUGCGCUGAUUGCUUCGGUACUGUCACCGUACAAAUCAUUGUGAGAGAGAUACAGACCUUCAGUGAAAUCAAACCCCUGUCUACCAGUGUCAACAUCACCAUUGAAAUCCAUCCGGUCAACGAUAACCCUGUAUUGUACAGCGCGCGGAACAGGCAAAUUAUUGGCAACGGACGCAUUGCCUUGUUAAUCGUUGAGCAGAACACAGGAUCAAACGUUGCCUACGUGGAUCUGGUUGCUGAGUUAGGAGCGUACGAUGUUGACACCAACGACAACCUGACCAUCCUAACCCAGCCUGUGACCUACGGCAACCUGACACUGACACAGCAGUCGAGGUCAGUGCCCUCCAGGCAGAACUGUAGUGAGCCCUCAUUGGGAGACACCAAACAACCAGUCAUCCCGUGUGGACUACAGUUGCCGCAUGAUGAGAGAAACAUGACCUGGAUUACGUCCAGAUUCACCUACGCUCCCUACCCUAACUACCACGGUAGGGAUAGCUUCCUGGUCUUGGUUGAGGACCAGUCAGGGGCCGUGUCUCAGCUUCUGGAGGUACAGAUUGCUGUACUGGUCAACCCUUGCAUCAACGGUGGAAUCUGUAGAGGACCUGUGGCUGACCCUGAUUGUACCUCCCCAGCACGUAGCAGUGGGUUCGAUUCCUACUCCUGCCUCUGUCAGUCUGGCUGGGUCGGUGACAUCUGUGAGAUUGAUUACGACGAAUGUCAGUCCACACCCUGCGAAUAUCCAUAUGUCUGUUUCGAUCGCCUCGACGGAUUUCAGUGUGCCUGCCCGUUGUCCGAUCCACUGUGUGAUGACCUGGACUGGAGACUUAAAGUUAUAAUUGGCGUUAUCAGCUGCCUUGCUGGACUGCUCACGAUUGCUGCUGUGCUUUUCUGCUUCUGCAAGACGGGACGUGUCAAAAACAGGUCACAAAGCCAGCUAGCCGGUGAAUCUGACGAUAAUCAUCUGGUGUCCAAUGUUACCUACAAUACUUCUCACGCCUAUAAGAAUCCCGCUUAUGAAGACAGCAGUGGAGAUUACUCAGAUGCUGCCGAGGAAGAGGACAGCCAGACUGGUUCCAGCCAUCCAGACAGCCCUCCGCCCGCAAGAUUGCCUGUGCUCCCAACUCGUUCUAAAGGCUCGAGUGACUCCUUGGGCUUCAAGAAGAAGAGGUCUUGGUCUAACCUGAGCCUUUCCAAUGCUGUCGCUGAUGCUCCAGGAGAAGCUCCUUCUAUUGAUGAGGGUUCUGCUCUUGGUACCUGUGCCCUGCCCUGUCCUUCUGUGAGCCCUGUGUGUCCCACAGUUAGCCCCACCGGAUCUGCAGGCAGUCGUACCUGUCCUGGAGUGACUCCACCUCAUCCUGGGGUUAGCCCAAGAGGGCCUGCAGUGAAACCUGCAGGUCAUGCUUUGAGCCAUGUCAGUCCUCCCGUAAGACCUACCUAUGCUGAGAUGUGGACAGAGCCAACCAUGCGCAGGCAGGACACCAACGCUGGUAAGCCAGAAGGUAUGAAGAUGUCACAAAAGAGGCUUCAACAGUCUGGCACGGAUAAGGCAUCUUGCUGUGAGAUGGAGCCUUUAGGAUCAAAGGUAAGCCCUACUGACAACGAGCAAGUCUCCCUGGAUGUCGGCGAAACAACGAUUUAAUGACCCACCGCGGCUGUCUGCUAGCAUCUCUCUCGCUGCGGGCCAUGACUUCAGGGGUUAAAAACAUCAAACUCAUGUUCAACAAUAUUUGAUUUUGCCUGUACAGGAAGGCAACAUUUCCUCAUAUAAGCUUCCUAAAAUGCAUGGGUCUUAAUUUCAUUUUUUAUACUAUACUGCACGAAAGACUUCCAACUAGUGGCACCGUGAACUUAACUCACUCUUUGCUUGACACUGUAUAAUGAAGUAUACAGCAUUCUGAUUAAAAAACCAAAUUAAGUGGGCUACUUUACAAAGUUUUUACCAAAUAAAUUUGUUUGUUUGGUGUUUUGGGUUUAUUAGCUGUGUCCAUGGUACAUUUUGUUAACUUGUGGCACAUAAAUCAGAGGUAUUAAAAACAAAUGUAGAUAUCAGGAGCCUGUAACUGAUGCACGCAAAGAAAAUUAUGAAUCCCCAAAAUGUCAGACUUGCUCCACAAACUUUUGACGAUAUCUACUGAUUGAAAAUGGUUAAUUAAGUGACUUCACAUCUGUGAAAUUGCAACAAUGAAGACAAUUCUCUGUACUGGUGAUGAAAGUUGUGGCACAGUUUGUCAUAUGAAGGUUUUCACCUGCCAUCUCUGCAUAUACAAGAAAUUACACCAGUUGCUAGGUAGUGAAUUCAGCCUUGGAAAGAGCACUAGAGAUAUACCUUCAGCUAUUUUGCCAAAACAAAAAUCUUAUUUACUCAGAUUGUAUUACUCUGUCUUUGAAAUAUCAAUAUACAGAUAAUUCUGAAAUUUCAAGUAAUUAGCUCUAAAAUGUAAAGCUUAGAGAACAGUUGUAAUCGUAGUCAUCUCUUAUUUUAGCAUGUUUUUUGUUACUCAGAAUUAGAAAUACGAGCUCCUAUUUAAAAAAUGUGUUGAUGCUUUACGCCUAAGUUUUGUUAUGAUCCCCAAAUGAACUAUUUUGCAGUUAUAAUGGUUCGAAUCACUGACCAGCUCUGACAAGAUUUAUUCUUUGACGUACAAGCAUGCGUAAAAUGUGCGAGACAUUUCUUUAAGCCUGAAAGGUAUGUGGAAAUGGGAGGAAUUCUGUGCUCAGAGCUCCGAAGGAAUGUUCUUGUCCGCCCCCCCCCUCCCAUGACAGAAUACACAGUUAUGGGAAGUACACAGAAUUUGAUUUCUUUUUCAAACAACUCAAAAUUAAAAUUCAGUUUGAAACCUUAAAAUAUGUUUGGUCGAACUUUCACAAAGUUGUAAGUGCAUUGUUUAUGUUCAUGUAUCCAGAAUUUAUGUGAGAGUCAAAAGUGCAUUGAAGCUAUACUCAGAUUGACAAAUAAACACUUUUUGCAAGCAUAACGAUGGCUUUGCUGUUUUUUAA
Acanthaster planci (crown-of-thorns starfish) is the source of this 20891-nucleotide messenger RNA. RefSeq lists its product as uncharacterized. NCBI's taxonomy places the organism in Eukaryota, Metazoa, Echinodermata, Asteroidea, Valvatida, Acanthasteridae. Gene Ontology annotation, molecular function: calcium ion binding; protein binding; lipid carrier activity. Gene Ontology annotation, biological process: homophilic cell-cell adhesion; lipid transport. The record is from RefSeq and is a predicted model, not a curated record. Gene Ontology annotation, cellular component: membrane.